Drosophila biarmipes is the source of this 822-nucleotide messenger RNA. It is a transcript of the gene Cib2, whose product is annotated as calcium and integrin-binding family member 2. Lineage: Eukaryota; Metazoa; Arthropoda; Insecta; Diptera; Drosophilidae. The record is from RefSeq and is a predicted model, not a curated record. The transcript has 5 exons. The coding region runs from base 150 to 716 and encodes 188 amino acids. Gene Ontology annotation, molecular function: calcium ion binding.
GCGCUGGGAGUUGGCCCACACAGUCGGCUACAGUGUCAGUUGCCAUUCACGCUUGGGACUAACCAGUCUGCCCGCCAGCCACGCGAAAAAACCAAGCCAAAACCAAACCAAAACGAAGCGAGGCGCACCGAAAGUGCUGGCCAGAAACGAUGGGCAACAAAGUUGUGACAUUCACGGAACAGGAACUGGAUGACUACCAGGAUUGCACGUUCUUCACGCGCAAGGAGAUCCUGCGGGUUCAUAAACGAUUCCGUGAGCUGCGCCCGGACUUGGUGCCCCGUGAGAUGACUGGCCAGGCCUCCAGUGUGAAGGUGCCCUGCGAGUGCAUUGAGAAGAUGCCCGAGUUGCGUGAGAACCCCUUUCGCCGGCGAAUAUGCGAGGCCUUCUCACGCGAUGGGCAGGGCAAUCUAUCCUUCGAGGACUUUCUGGACGCCCUCUCCGUUUUCAGCGAGCAGGCGCCGAGGGACAUUAAAGUUUUCUACGCUUUCAAAAUCUACGAUUUCGACCAGGACGGCUUCAUCGGGCACGCUGACCUCAUGUCCUGCCUGACAACAAUGACCAAGAACGAGCUGAGUCCGGAGGAGCACAAGCAGAUUGCCGACAAGGUAAUCGAGGAGGCCGACGUCGACGGCGAUGGCAAGUUAUCAAUUUUGGAGUUCGAGCACGUUAUACUCCGGGCCCCCGACUUCCUCUCCACCUUCCACAUCAGAAUAUAAAAUUGUCGUUUGCCGGGAGUGCACGGCGGAAAAUAAAGUAUCCUUUUGGAUCUCAUGUUACUUAUUACAGUAAUAAAAUGGAAAUGGUUUAGGAAUGUUUACCUGA